Messenger RNA from Doryrhamphus excisus (bluestripe pipefish), 4956 nucleotides. RefSeq names its product NEDD4-like E3 ubiquitin-protein ligase WWP1. Gene Ontology annotation, molecular function: ubiquitin protein ligase activity; protein binding. Gene Ontology annotation, biological process: proteasome-mediated ubiquitin-dependent protein catabolic process; protein ubiquitination. The record is from RefSeq and is a predicted model, not a curated record. NCBI's taxonomy places the organism in Eukaryota, Metazoa, Chordata, Actinopteri, Syngnathiformes, Syngnathidae. Gene Ontology annotation, cellular component: cytoplasm.
ACACAAAGUUGAGUGGAGCACGGUAAAAGUCCAUGAGUUUGUGUAAUCUCCGCAUGGCCAUAUUGUGCAGGCUUUGCAGCGACCGCUACGCGUUGUGUGUGCCGCUAUUACACAGCGCUGUGUUUUGCUGCAUGGAGAGUGUCGCGUUGUGCAGCUUUUAGUGUGUUGUGUACGAGGAUGGAGGAAGAACCGUAGCAGACGGACGGAGGCCUUUUAACAGCGCCGAUAAGGAGCCUUUGACGCCGACCCAGCGUGUGGGAGAGCUCAGACACAAACGGGCGAGACUAACCAUGGGACACGGCGUGGGUUGAUCCGGAGCAUCAAGUCAUAUACAGCGAUUGUUCCCCAGUGUGGUGUAGGACAUGGCCACAGCCUCGCUCAGAGGAGAGUCGAGCCCUAACCACAGAGGAACAUCACAGCUCCAUGCACUUGUUUCCUGUGCCAAAAUCAAGAGGAAGAAGAGCUCGUUUGUAGUGUCCAUCUACGUGGAGGUGACGGUAGACGGGGAGUCGCGCCGCACAGCCAAGUCCCACAGCUCCUCCAGUCCCAAAUGGGAUGAAAGGUUAACUCUGAAUGUAACACCGCAGAGCCAAGUGGACUUCAAAGUAUGGAGUCACCACACCCUGAAAGCAGAUGCUCUCCUGGGCAGAGCCACGCUGGACCUGGUGCAAGCCUUGGAGCAGCAUGACAGGAAAUUGGACAAUGUCAAGGAGGUGCUGAAGCUGAGUGUGGAUCACAAGGGAGUUGUGGUGCCUGCAGGGGAGCUGACCAUCUACCUAGACGGACUUACCGACGGUGACCCAGAGGACCAGGCACCACUAACCAAUGGAAAUGCACCCAAUGGCGCCAAAGUCCAACAGAAUGGUGAUGCCAUCCAUGAAAAUGGAGGCUCCUCUUCCUCGUCUACAAGGGCUGCCAACAGCACAGUGAAUGGGACAGACUCGGGCCUGCGCUCAGGUUCCUGUUCGGCCUCUAACGGUGUGGAUAGUCUGGUCCCUUCCAGUUCCUGUAGCCCGUCUCUAGGACACGUCGUCAAUGGCGACAUCACGCCCAGCUCCACCCCAAGCCACCAAGCCGCAGUCAGUGAUGCAGCCAGUAGGACUCCUGCAGUCAACGGGGAGUCCAGCGACACAACCGAAGAUGUGUUGCCUCAAACAGAAAACCACGAGGACGCCCUCCAACCCGACUCUGAGAUGGGGCCAAAUGUCGCCUCUCAGCCGCCGUCUGCCAGCACACAAGCUCCCGCCUCCUCUUCCGCCGCCAAGCCGAGUGACGGCGCUGCGGCCGCCGCCACCCCCGCCUCCACACUCGCCUCCUCAGCACAGGAUGGCAGCGCCUCAACAACGUCAGUGUCAUCCUUGUCCUCCCCCCCAGCACUGGGAGAAACCAACGUGUCGCCUGCCAGUGGGAGCAAUAGUAGCGCUGCAACCGUACCGGACGGAGCCAAACCCAGACAACAGGUGCCUGCCGGGGGGGCCUCAGACCCUCUUCCACCUGGGUGGGAGCAGAGGAAAGACCCACAUGGGAGAACAUACUAUGUAGACCACAACACCAGGACCACUACCUGGGAAAGGCCACAGCCACUGCCACCAGGAUGGGAGCGCCGAGUAGAUGACCGGGGCAGGAUCUAUUACGUGGACCACAACACCCGCACCACCACGUGGCAGCGCCCCACAAUGGAGUCGGUCCGCAAUUUUGAACAGUGGCAGAGCCAACGCAGCCAGCUGCAGGGAGCCAUGCACCAGUUUAACCAGAGAUACCUCUACUCCGCAUCCAUGAUGUCGGCUGAGAAUGAUCCUCUUGGCCCGCUUCCUCCCGGUUGGGAGAGGCGUGUGGACUCCAAUGACAGAGUGUAUUUUGUCAACCACAACACCAAGACAACACAGUGGGAAGACCCCCGAACUCAAGGGCUCCAGAAUGAAGACCCCCUCCCCGAGGGCUGGGAGAUCCGCUACACAAGGGAAGGGGUUCGAUACUUUGUAGAUCACAACACCAGAACCACCACGUUCAGUGAUCCCCGCACCGGAAAGUCUUCUGUCACCAAAGGCCCACAGAUUGCGUAUGAGCGCAGCUUCCGAUGGAAACUAGCACAUUUUCGCUACUUGUGCCAAUCCAAUGCUCUCCCGAGCCACGUGAAGAUCACCGUCUCCAGACAGACGCUGUUUGAGGACUCCUUCCAGCAGAUCAUGGCCCUGAAACCUUACGACUUGAGGCGGAGACUUUACGUCAUCUUCAGAGGGGAGGAGGGUCUUGACUAUGGAGGCUUAGCACGGGAGUGGUUCUUCCUGUUGUCCCAUGAAGUGUUGAACCCCAUGUACUGCCUGUUUGAGUACGCUGGCAAGAGCAACUACUGUCUGCAGAUCAACCCGGCCUCUGCCAUCAACCCGGACCACCUUUCCUACUUCUGCUUCAUCGGACGAUUUAUUGCCAUGGCACUUUUCCAUGGAAAGUUCAUCGACACCGGCUUCUCCCUCCCCUUCUACAAACGCAUGCUCAACAAGAAGCUCCUCCUCAAGGACUUGGAGUCCAUUGACCCCGAGUUCUACAACUCCCUCAUAUGGAUCAGGGACAACAACAUCGAGGAGUGUGGUCUGGAGAUGUACUUCUCAGUAGACAUGGAAAUCUUGGGGAAAAUCACCUCCCAUGACCUGAAAGCCGACGGCGCCAAUGUCUUGGUUACGGAGGAGAACAAGGAAGAGUACAUCAGUUUAAUGGCCGAGUGGAGGUUCUCCCGUGGCGUUGAAGGUCAAACCAAAGCCUUCCUGGACGGUUUUAAUGAGGUGGUGCCGCUUCAGUGGCUGCAGUAUUUUGAUGAAAAGGAGCUGGAGGUGAUGCUGUGUGGCAUGCAAGAGGUUGACCUGCAGGACUGGCAGAGGAACACCGUGUAUCGCCACUACACCAGGAACAGCAAACAGAUCAUCUGGUUCUGGCAGCUGGUGAAAGAAGUGGACAACGAAGUGCGUCUGCGCCUCAUGCAGUUCGUCACUGGAACCUGCAGGCUUCCUCUCGGCGGCUUCGCUGAGCUCAUGGGAAGCAACGGGCCUCAGAAGUUCUGCAUUGAGAAGGUGGGAAAGGAAACAUGGCUCCCCAGAAGCCACACAUGCUUCAACCGUCUGGACCUGCCCCCCUACAAAAGCUUUGAGCAGCUCAAAGAGAAGCUCCUCUUCGCCAUCGAGGAAACGGAAGGAUUCGGCCAAGAGUAGAGCGAGUUGGCCCUCCUCCUGGCCGUCACUGAUGUGUUCCACCCAAAUCAAUCCGAUAAUUGCACAAGAUAGCCACCGAUGUAUAUAAGCUACUUUAGCCUUUGAAACCAAAUCCUCAUUUGCAGCGUCCUGUUUUACCAGACCGUCUCUGGAAAUAUGCAAGCAUCCCGACCCUUUCUGUUUCACCACAGAAACAUGGAUAUUUGAAAGAUGGACGGCCUUUACAAAGACUUCUAGCUCUAGUUCUAUAGAGCUUUAAAAGCGGAGAGUGGAGGAUUCUGGUGCCUGACACGCCCACAAACUACCCCCCCCAGGAUAAACAAGAUAAAGUCAAAGCUCCCUGUAAAAUACUACCUUUACCCAUAAAAGCAAGCGGAUAUAUAUUACAACAAAAAUCAGAAUCAUGAGAAAGUAACGUAGUUGCACCCCCGGUGUCAUAUGCCAACUUGCAUCUUUUGGCCACGAGAUGGCAGUGUUGGCUUACAUUACAUUACCCCCCCCCGCCCCCCGUCGGAACCAACCAGCUUUGAUGGAUGGGCGAGUCCCACCAACAGGAAGGCGGUGUCAUGUUUACUUCCGCUUAGAAAACGCUCGCAUGAAAAGUCAAUAUUGGCAAUCAUAAAUCUGCUUUGAUUGAUCGAUAUUCCCGUCUGAAGAUGAAUAAUCUGCACUUUCACGUGAUUUGAAAGACUGUGUGUGUGUCCACCGAAUUAGUAUCAUAUCAAUAAAUAGCUUAUUAAUAAUGAAUUGUAGCUUUUACAAUAUACCGAGCCCCCUCCCUCCCCCGGCCACACUUUGGAUGACGAGAUCUCGUCAUGUUCUUCUUGGACAACAAGCUAAUUGGGACGGAAUCAACAGCGCCCCUACCGGUGGGAAUCCGCUAAUGCACAGAAUGCCUAUCCUUAUUGAUGGUUUAUUGAAUGUGAUUGGACAGCCUGGGGGGUGGGGGGGGGUGCAACCCCGUUACUUUAGUCGGAAUGAAAUUGUGUUGAUCCCAAUGAUUGUCAGGCUUUUACAUCUGAUAAAAGUAUUUUACAAGGGAGUGUUGAUUUCUAUUUCCUUUUGGGAAAAGCUUCCUUUUUAUCCACUCGUUCCUUUUCCAAGUAUUUUGUUUGCGCUUGCAUGGCUACCUCGGAUGAUAAGACUGCUGUGGGCCCCCCCCCCCCGCACACGCCAGCUCGUCAUCCUCAUCCCUUCCCAGCAGACGAAGGAGGUUACAGCAGCGAUAAUGGAGGACAGAACACUUCCUGGGACAUGUUGAAGGUAUCUGGGAGGGGUGACGAGGUGCGCGUGCUGCAGCGAGGCGGGCUUGACUGGUGUCAGUCAUCUGUCCAAACGUACCAGCCACUAAUGGAUGAAUAACCUGAAGAAACGAGGCUGCUCUCAUUUCCUCCACGACCGACCCCUGUGCUGAAUGAGAGGAUGGUCUCAGGUCUUAAAGGCCUUCACAACGUAGUGGUGGACGUGAGAAAGUCUUGGGAAGGUUUACGGUCCUCCAGACGUUUGGUGUGAAUGCUCAGCAUGCUCUUACCAAAUCAAUAUGGACGCUUGGUAACAUAUCCGAUACAGAAGAGGCAGAACGGCCAUCACUGUUAUCCAAAGUCAUAGCUGGCAUCUCCUCUCCCUAAAACGCCAACCAUCAUGGCUGCUUUCAUGCAUGACGCAGGAAAGAAAGACUGGCAUUACAGAGGCUGGGUAGGCAGGAUAUUUACUUUUUCAAAUAAAGAUGACUCAAAUACCAAAUGUGUGGAUG